Syngnathoides biaculeatus (alligator pipefish) is the source of this 1542-nucleotide messenger RNA. It is a transcript of the gene neurod2, whose product is annotated as neuronal differentiation 2. Bases 193 to 1281 code for a protein of 362 amino acids. The transcript has 2 exons. The record is from RefSeq and is a predicted model, not a curated record. Gene Ontology annotation, molecular function: protein dimerization activity. Gene Ontology annotation, biological process: regulation of DNA-templated transcription; nervous system development. Lineage: Eukaryota; Metazoa; Chordata; Actinopteri; Syngnathiformes; Syngnathidae.
CGCGUGGUACGCACCUGCACGCCGACACCGAGCGACGAUGCCGCUUCGGUCCCUUAAGAUGGUGGUCUGAGGGAGGGAAAGGACAAAAAAAAAAAAAAAAGAAAAAAGGACGUCCUUCCCCUUUCCCUCCUCCCCUGACUCCUGCAUCCCCCCCCUCCCAUCCCAAGAGAAGAGCUUGACCGCAGAAACAAGAUGCUGACGAGGCUUUUCAACGACCCCUCCCUGCUCCCCGACGUGCAGAAAUAUUCGGGCUGGGCGGACGACAGCGACGACGACGACAAGCUCAAAGACGACGACGGGGACACGAGGGACAACAUGGACGCCUCCUCCGAGCUGCGGGCCGGCAGCCGGACCCACUCGGAGCACGCCGGCGAGGACGAAGAAGAGGAGGAGGACGACGGCGCGGAGGACGACGACUGCGACGGCGAGGACGCCGAGGGCGAGCGCCCCAAGAAGCGGGGCCCCAAGAAGCGCAAGAUGACGCAGGCCCGCAUCGAGCGCUCCAAGAUGCGACGCAUCAAGGCCAACGCCCGCGAGCGCACCCGCAUGCACGACCUGAACUCGGCGCUGGACAACCUGCGCAAGGUGGUCCCCUGCUACUCCAAGACGCAGAAACUCUCCAAAAUCGAGACCCUGCGCCUGGCCAAGAAUUACAUCUGGGCCCUGUCGGAGAUCCUGCGCUCGGGGAAGCGCCCGGACCUGGUGUCCUACGUGCAGACCCUGUGCAAGGGUCUCUCGCAGCCCACCACCAACCUGGUAGCCGGCUGCCUGCAGCUCAACUCGCGCAACUUCCUGACGGAGACGCAGUGCCCCGAGGGGGGGCGCUACGGCUCGGGCUCCUUCGCCAUGCACUCGUACCCGUACCAGUGCGCCCGGCUGUCCAGCCCGCACUGCCGCCAGGGCUCGAACUCGCACCCGCUGGGCUCGCACGGCUACUGCGGCGCGUACGACUCGGCUUACGGCGGGGGCGGCGGCUCCCCGGAGUACAACAGCCCCGAGUACGAGGGCCCCCUGAGCCCGCCGCUGUGCGUCAACGGGAACUUUGCCCUCAAGCACCAAGGCGCGGGGUCGCCCGACCAUGACAAGCCGUACCACUACUCUAUGCACUACUCGGGGCUGCCCGGAUCCAGGCCCGGCGGCGGGGCCCACAACCUGGUGUUCGGCUCCUCGGGGGCCCGCGGCGGCAUUCACUCGGAAAACGUCCUGCCUUACCACGACGUGCACCUGCACCACGAGCGGGCACCCGCCUACGACGAACUCAACGCAUUUUUCCACAACUGAAACACGACGGAACGCCGCCGCCGCCGCCUUGCUGGCCACAAUCGUGACUUCAUUUUCAUUUUUUUCACAUUUUCAGUUCUUGUUGUGUGCAAUCGUCAGGGAAAUGAGAGCCGAGGCGCAUGAAAACAUUCUGCGCCUAACAGAGAAAGAUUUGCAUUUCUCAACUUUUAUUUUUUAGGGCUGCACCUAACAUUUUUUCUUUUUCAAAGAAUCGAUUCAUCUUCGACUAUUGCUUUGAUUAUUCGAGGGGUCAAUUUUAAU